GGGGAGGGUUCUGGAUUGUAAAUAGCGAAUUUAUUUCGCCGGAUUGUCUUGAACAACCAUGUACUGCUACUGUACUUUGGACUGAAAUUACCUCACUGUCAUGUCUGUAGCAUUACGCAUCUUUUCACCGUGGCGAUUUAUCAGGUAAGAUUAGCUAAAAACAUCACACUCACUUGCAAGGUGGAUUUACAGAUAACUUGAUGUGGACAUGGUGCAGGGAGCUGAGGUCAAACUGAGUAGAUUAGAGUUUAGUUGUUCUGUAUGAAGGGAGCUAUAGCGUAGCUUGCUAGUUUAGCAUAGCCCAAUUCUUAAGGAAAACGAAUGGUCAUUAUUUUAUUUUCACCAUGUAGUUUUAGCUUGUUGGCACGAGAGCCUCAAUCUCGGUGCUUGUAUUUAGCUAAGGUUGUCUCAAAGAUGUCAUGUUCUGCACAAAUAGCUAAUUAUCGCUGAGCUGUUAUGUGGGAGUGCUACCGUACAAUAUCAAAGCAGGACAUAAAUGACCUUACAUUCCAACGUAUCAGCUACCACUACAAAAGCUUGCAUGAUGAUAUGCUCGCUAACUAGCUAGUUACUUCUAGUUAUAUAGCAAAUAUAUUUUAGAACUAUCGGUGGUUAUAGACUGCUAGCCAAAGUAGCUAGUCUUGCAACAGCUAUGACCUUUGCCCCACAUCCGGAUUUAUGAGCCUUGUCUAACCAGACCAAAUAACGACCAAUUAAUGAAAACCAGAGGAAAGGUCAAGUAACUAAUUAUUGAUGGCUCAUCGAAUGCUGUCACAACAUUUUUGUAUCACAAACUGUACUGCAACUCUCACAGUACAUUGUUAUGUGUCAUCCUGUCCCAAUCCUCCCCAUAUCCAAUACAGUAAUUUAAAAAGGCCACUGUAGGUGUUAGGAGCUAUCUUAGUGCAAUCAGCCAAGUUCAUUUGUGCUUUGGCAUUUUAUUGGAACAUUUAGGCUUAUGUAUAAUAUUAUUUAGCCUUUGUGGCAGUUCGUAAUUGUUUUGGAAACAGUACCAGUUAGCAAUGUCACUCAUUUGUCUUGAAAUGAUCUCUUAAGGGCAGUCCAAGUAUCACAAAUUCCCACUCUGAAGCUGCACACAACUGGUUCUAUGAUGGGGGCGACGGUGGAGCAAUUCAACCAUGCCAAGAGUCAGAUGGGCAUGCUGAAGAAAGACCCUGGCAAUGAGGCCAAGCUGAAAAUCUAUGCUCUCUUCAAACAGGUGAGAGGUCAUUGUUAUUUGUUCUUAGCUACUUGGCUGUCAUGUCUCUGAAGAUUUUUGCAUGUUGGAUGCUGUGUCAGGAAAAAAGACAAGUUUCCAUUGUACAGUAGAUAAAUAAAGAUCUGUUGUAACGGUUGUAAAGCUAUCCAGGGCUGUUUCUUAUUGGACAAGUCCAGGUAGUCCCUCCCUGUUUCAGUCUGUUUUCUUCCAUUUGAGACCUAAUGACAAUGACCUAGAUUCUUAACCUAUCAGAGUGCAUGAAGGCGACAGGAUGAGGAAAGCCCUUAAAGUCUAUUGGAGACACCGAUCCUCUCAUUUUAGUAUCGUCUCUUCUCUCUUUGUUGUCUUAUUAGGCCACUCAGGGACCCUGUAACACCCCCAAGCCAGGGAUGCUUGACUUUGUCGGCAAGGCCAAAUGGGAUGCCUGGAAGUCUCUGGGCUCUGGAUCUCAGGUAAUCUGCAGUCCAUUAUUGCAUAUACAUAACAGCACUGUCAUACACAUUUUAUUAAAGAUGCAGUCUGGGAUCUUAAGCACUUAUAAGUUCGUAACGUAUACAAAUUGCAAAACAUGUAAUUUUUUUUAUUUUUUGCAGGACGUAACAUAUCAUACGAAAUGGAUGAUGUAGUACACAACUUUACACUUUUCGGGUACCCGUUUUGGCUCGUGAGCACUACUUUCAAAACUACUUGCUGAAAUUAUACAAAAGCUCUGGAGCAAUAUACCCAUUUGUUUAUCAAGGCUAUUCCUCCCAAGUUUGUUAAAAACAACAGACAAAAAUACACGACUUGUGAGCAAGGUCAAACACCUUGCUCACAAGGUUAUAAUAUUAAAAACAAAUUAGGAUCAGCCAUUCUUAUUAAAUGUCACAAUUUUCAGAGCCCAUAAAAAACACAAACUACAAUGUCCUCAAUGUAGUAAAGUGCCAUUGUCUUCACACAAUGACAUUGACAGACAUAAAUUGAUACAUUGUAUAUCUCUUUAUUCCUUCCUCUCAGGAAGAUGCCAGACAGCAGUAUGUGGACCUGAUUGACUCUCUCCUGGCUGCUGAGGGUCCUGCGGUAGCCACACAGCCCUCUGGGAGCACUGCCACCUUUGACACGCUGCUGGUCUCCACAGAGGACAACGUCACCACUAUUCGGCUCAAUAGGCCACAGAAGAAGAACGCCAUCACUGUGGAGGUACAUCGAUUUAAAUUAAUAGGCAUUAGUGUCAUUGUCUAUACAGCCUGGAGGUGUGUUGGUCAUUGUCCUGUUGAAAAACAAAUGAUAGUCCCACUAAGCGCAAACCAGAUGGGAUGGUGUUUCGCUGCAGAAUGCUGUGGUAGCCAUGCUGUUUAAGUGUGCCUUGAAUUCUAAAUCAAUCACAGACAGUGUCACCAGCAAAGCACCAUCACACCUUUGGUGCUUUGCUGGUGACAGCUGCACCGACGAACCAUCAAGCAGGCAAAGCGUCAAUGCAGGACUAAGAUCGAAUCGUACUACACCGGCUAUGACGCUCGUCGGAUGUGGCAGGGCUUGCAAACUAUUACAGACUACAAAGGGAAGCACAACCGCGAGCUGCCCAGUGACACGAGCCUACCAGACGAGCUAAAUUACUUCUAUGCUCGCUUCGAGGCAAGUAAUACUGAAACAUGCAUGAGAGCAUCAGCUGUUCCGGACGACUGUGUGAUCACGCUCUCCGUAGCCGAUAUGAGUAAGACCUUUUCAAUAGGUCAACAUUCAGAAGGCCGCAGGGCCAGACGGAUUACCAGGACAUGUACUCCGAGCAUGCGCUGACCAACUGGCAAGUGUAUUCACUGACAUUUUCAACCUCUCCCUGUCUGAGUCUGUAAUACCAACAUGUUUCAAGCAGACCACCAUAGUCCCUGUGUCCAAGAACACUAAGGUAACCUGCCUAAAUGACUACCGACCCGUAGCACUCGCGUAUGUAGCCAUGAAGUGCUUUGAAAGGCUGGUCAUGGCUCACAUCAACACCAUUAUCCCAGAAAUCCUAGACCCACUCCAAUUUGCAUACCGCCCCAACAGAUCCACAGAUGAUGCAAUCUCUAUUGCGCUCCACACUGCCCUUUCACACCUGGACAAAAGGAACACCUAUAUGAGAAUGCUAUUCAUUGACUACAGCUCAGCGUUCAACACCAUAGUGCCCUCAAAGCUCAUCACUAAGCUAAGGACCCUGGGACUAAACACCUCCUAUAGGGAGGAGGUCAUAGACCUGGCCGUGUGGUGCAAGGACAACAACCACUCCCUCAACGUGAUCAAGACAAAGGAGAUGAUUGUGGACUACAGGAAAAAGAAGAGGACCGAGCACGCCCCCAAUAUCAUCGACGGGGCUGUAGUGGAGCAGGUUGAGAGCUUCAAGUUCCUUGGUGUCCACAUUACCAACAAACUAACACUGUCCAAGCACACCAAGACAGUCGUGAAGAGGGCACGACAAAACCUAUUCCCCCUAAGGAGACUGAAAAGAUUUGGCAUGGGUCCUCAGAUCCUCAAAAGGUUCUAUAGCUGCACCAUCGAGAGCAUCCUGACUGGUUGCAUCACUGCCUGGUAUGGCAACUGCUCGGCCUCCGACCGCAAGGCACUACAGAGGGUAGUGCAUACGGCCCAGUACAUCACUGGGGCCAAGCUUCCUGCCAUCCAGGACCUCUAUACCAGGCGGUGUCAGAGGAAGGCCCUAAAAAUUGUCAAAGACUCCAGCCACCUUAGUCAUAGACUGUUCUCUCUGCUACCGCACGGCAAGCGGUAUCGGAGCACCAAGUCUAGGUCAAAGAGGCUUCUAAACAGCUUCUACCCCCAAGCCAUAAGACUCUUGAACAUCUAAUCAAAUGGCUACCCAGACUUUUUGCAUUGCCCCCCCUCCCCCCCGCCUUCUACGCUGCUACUAAUCUCUGUUUAUUAUCUAAGUAUAGUCACUUUAAUAAUUCUUACCUAACAUGCUUAAAUGUCUUACUCCUUUCGGCCACAGAGAAGGAGAGGCCACAGUCCUUGGUAGUGGGCCUCGUCGGUGGCACUGUGUUAUCCUCAAAGCGGGCGAAGAAGGUGUUUAGCUUGUCUGGAAGCGAGACGUCGGUGUCAGUGACGUGGCUGGUUUUCCUUUUGUAGUCAAUGUGUUUAUGUACAGUGCAUUUGCAAAAUAUAGUUGUGGUCAAAAGUUUUGAGAAUGACCCAAGUAUUGGUCUUCACAAAGUUCGCUGCUUCAGUGUUAUGAUAAACUUUUGUCAGAUGUUACUAUGGUAUACUGAAGUAUAAUUACAAGCAUUCCAUAAGUGUCAAAGGCUUUUAUUGACAAUUACAUUAAGUUUAUGCAAAGAGUCAAUAUUUGCAGUGUUGACCCUUCUUUUUCAAGUCCUCUGUAAUCCGCCCUGGCAUGCUGUCAAAUAACUACUGGGCCACAUCCUGACUGAUGGCAGCCCAAUCUUGCAUAAUCAAUGCUUGGAGUUUGUCAGAAUUUGUGGGUAUUUGUUUGUCCACUCGCCUCUUGAGGAUCGACCACAAGUUCUCAAUGGGAUUAAGGUCUGGGGAGUUUCCUGGCCAUGGACCCAAAAUUUCGAUGUUUUGUUCCCAGAGCCACUUAGUUAUCACUUUUGCCUUAUGGCAAGGUGCUCCAUCAUGCUGGAAAAGGCAUUGGUCGUCACCAAACUGUUCUUGGAUGGUUGGGAGAAGUUGCUCUCGGAGGAUGUGUUGGUACCAUUCUUUAUUCAUGGCUGUGUUCUUAGGCAGAAUUGUGAGUGAGCCCACUCCCUUGGCUGAGAAGCAACCCCACACAUGAAUGGUAUCAGGAUGCUUUACUGUUGGCAUGACACAGGACUGAUGGUAGCGCUCACCUUGUCUUCAAGGUGAUUUCCAGAUGCCCCAAACAAUCGGAAAGGGGAUUCAUCAGAGAAAAUGACUUUACCCCAGUCCUCAGCAGUCCAAUCCCUGUACCUUUUGCAGAAUAUCAGUCUGUCCCUGAUGUUUUUCCUGGAGAGAAGUGGCUUCCUCGCUGCCCUUCUUGACACCAGGCCAUCCUCCAAAAGCCUUCGCCUCACUGUGCGUGCAGAUCCACUCACACCUGCCUGCUGCCAUUCCUGAGCAAGCUCUGCACUGGUGGUGCCCCGGUCCCGCAGCUGAAUCAACUUUAGGAGACGGUCCUGGCGCUUGCUGGACUUUCUUGGGUGCCCUGACGCCUUCUUCACAACAAUUGAACCUCUGUCCUUGACGUUCUUGAUGAUCCGAUAAAUGGUUGAUUUAGGUGCAAUCUUACUAGCAGCAAUAUCCUUGCCUGUGAAGCCCUUUUUGUGCAUAGCAAUGAUGACGGCACGUGUUUCCUUGCAGGUAACCAUGGUUAACAGAGGAAGAACAAUGAUUUCAAGCACCACCCUCCUUUUAAAGCUUCUAGUCUGUUAUUCUAACUCAAUCAGCAUGACAGAGUGAUCUCCAGCCUUGUCCUCGUCAACACUCACCUGUGUUAACGAGAGAAUCACUGACAUGAUGGCAGCUGGUCCUUUUGUGGCAGGGCUGAAAUGCAGUGGAAAUGUUUUUUUGGGAUUAAGUUCAUUUUCAUGGCAAAGAGGGCAAUUAAUUGCAUUUCAUCUUAUCACUCUUCAUGACAUUCUGGAGUAUAUGCAAAUUGCCAUCAUCAAAACUGAGGCAGCAGACUUUGUGAAAAUUAGUAUUUGUGUCAUUCUGAAAACGUUUGACCACGACUGUACAUAUUACCUCGACUAACCGGUGCCCCCGCACAUUGACUCGGUACCGGUACCCCCUGUAUAUAGCCUAUUGUUAUUUUACUGCUGCUCUUUAAUUAUUUGUUACUUUUAUCUCGUAUUAUUUUAUUUUUUGGGGGAGGGGUGUUCUUUCUUAAAACUGCAUUGUUGGUUAAGGGCUUGUAAGUAAGAUUUCACUGUAAGGUGUACGCCUGUUAUAUUCGGCGCAGGUGACAAUUAAAAUUUGAUUUGAUCCUCCAUGCUUCACGGUGGGAACCACACAUGCGGAGAUCAUCCAUUCACCUACUCUGCGUCUCACAAAGACACAGCGGUUGGAACCAUUAAUCUCAAAUUUGGACUCAUCAGACCAAAGGACAGAUUUCCACCAGUCUAAUGUCCAUUGCUUGUGUUUCUUGGCCCAAGCAAGUCUCUUCUUCUCAUUGGUGUCCUUUAGUAGUGGUUUAUUUGCAGCAAUUCGACCAUCAACGUCUGAUUCACGCAGUCUCCUCUGAAAAGUUGAUGUUGAGAUGUGUCUGUGACUUGAACUCUGAAGCAUGUUUUUGGGCUGCAAUCGAAGGUGCAGUUAACUCUAAGGAAAUUAUCCUCUGCAGCAGAGGUAACUGGGUCUUCCUUUCCUGUGGCAGUCCAAAUGAGAGCCAGUUUCAUCAUAGCGCUUGAUGGUUUUUGCGACUGCACUUGAAUAAACUUUUAAAGUUCUUGACAUUUUCCAGAUUGACUGACCUUCGUCUUAAAGUAAUGAUAGAUUGUCGUUUCUCUUUGCUUAUUUGAUCUGUUCUUGCCAUAAUAUGGACUUGGUCUUUUACCAAAUAGGGCUAUCUUCUGUAUACCACCCCUACCUUGUCACAACCCAACUGAUUGGCUCAAACGAAUUAAGAACGCAUCCAGGAAUUAACUUUUAACAAGGCACACCUGUUAAUUGAAAUGUGUUCCAGGUGACUACCUCAUGAAGCUGGUUGAGAGAAUGCCAAGAGUGUGCAAAGCUGUCAUCAAGGCAAAGGGUGGCUAUUUGAAGAAUCUUAAAUAUAAAAUAUAUUUUGAAUUGUUUAACACUUUUUUGGUUACUACAUAAUUCCAUAUGUGUUAUUUCAUAGUUUUUGAUGUCAUCACUAUUAUUCUACAAUGUAGAAAAUAGUAAAAAUAAGAAACCCUUCAAUGAGUAGUUGUGUCCAAACUUUUGACUGGUACUGUAUGUGGACACCCCUUCAAAUUAGUGGAUUCGGCUAUUUCAGCCACACCCGUUGCUGAAAUCACAUAUGGAAUUAUACAAAAUCAAGCACACAGCCAUGCAAUAUCCAUAGACAAACAUUGGCAGUAGAAUGGCCUUAUUGAAGAGCUCAGUGACUUUUAAUGUGGUACCGUCAUGGGAUGCCACCUUUCCAACAAGUCAGUUGAGCUGCCCUGGUCAACUGUAAGUGCUGUUUUUGUGAAGUGGAAACGUCUAGGAGCAACAACGUCUCAGCCGCGAAGUGGUAGGCCACACAAGCUCAAAGAACGGGACCGCUGAAGCGUGUAGAGCGUAAAAUUGCCUGUCCUCGGUUGCAAAACUCACUACGAGUUCUAAACUGCCUCUGGAAGCAACAUCAGCACAAGAACUGUUCGUCGGGAGCUUCACAAGCCUAAGAUCACCAUGCGCAAUGCCAAGCGUCAGCUGGAGUGGUGUAAAGCUUGCCGACAUUGGACUCUGGAGCAGUGGAAACACGUUCUCUGGAGUGAUAAAUCACGCUUCACCAUCUGGCAGUCCGACGGACAAAUCUGGGUUUGGCGGAUGCCAGGAGAACGCUACCUGCCCGAAUGCAUUGUACCAACUGUAAAGUUUGGUGGAGGAGGAAUAAUGGUCUGGGUCUGUUUUUCAUGGGUAGGGCUAGGCCCCUUAGUUCCAGUGAAGGGAAAUCUUAGCGCUAUAGCAUACAAUGACAUUCUAGACGAUUCUGUGCUUCCAACUUUGUGGCAACAGUUUGGGGAAGGCCCUUUCCUGUUUCAGCAUGACAAUGCCCCCGUGCACAAAGCAAGGUCCAUACAGAAAUGGUUUGUUGAGAUCGGUGUGGAAGAACUUGACUGGCCUGCACAGAGCCCUGACCUCAACCCCAUCGAACACCUUUUGGGAAGAAUUGGAAUGCCGACUGCGAGCCAGGCCUAAUCGCCCAACAUCAGUGCCCGACCUAACUAAUGCUCUUGUGGCUGAAUGGAAGCAAGUCCCCGCAGCAAUGUUCCAACAUCUAUUGGAAAGCCUUCCCAGAAGAGUGAAGGCAUUUAUAGCAGUCAAGGGGGGACAAACUCCAUAUUUAUGCCCAUAAUUUUGGAAUAACAUGUUCGACGAGCAGGUGUCCACUAAGGCUGUGGCGGUCAUGAAAUUUUGCCAGCCGGUGAUUGUCAAGCAAAUAACUGCCGGUCUCAUGGUAAUUGACCGUUAAUUAACAAACACAUUUAGAAUCUCCUGGCUUCCACGCAUAGCCUACAAGCCACUGAUGCAGACCUUUUGGAACAUCUACAUUUAAAAAAGUCGAAUAAAUCCGUGUAAUAUAGCCUACUCCAUCACAAUAAAUCCAUUAUUUAUUUUAGACAGGUCAAAAAAAAAAAACAGGAUAUGAAGAAUAUGUAGUCUAUUUCAGAAGAACAUAAUAGUAAACUCUGCGUUGUCCUUAUGUUAGGUCCUGAUCUGGCUAUGCCAUAUGGCUGUGGGCUAAACUAGUUCAUUUAGCAGACAAGAUUUGCUUAGAAUUCCGUGGCAUUAUUUUAUAGUGUGAAGAAUAAAAUGGAACAUAUUUUCUAUUUUAUUCAACUAUUUUCUCCAAAGGAUUUGAGGGAGUGCACACAUGCGGCUAUUCUGUGUUGAGCUGUUAACAAAGAAACAGGUACUCCUAUAUGCUUAAUUUAGAGUUAUUUCUGUAACUUUAGUUGUGAUACAAGUGUUGGCCUAUAUAGUUUAGAUUUUUUAUACAUUCUAAGGCUGAAACAAGUCGCAUGAAAGGCAUGAGCUCUGCUUUGUUUUUUGCGCAGGUUGUACACACUUCAUUAGUCUCUCAUUCACAAUUUGACAAGCACUUGUUUGGUAGGCUACUAAUGACCAACAGCAGCAUCAGAGCUUGGAGAAGGCUAAUUACCGUGACUAAACGGUCACGUGGAAUUUGACUGCCGUCAUGACUCGUGACCACCGGUCACCGUAACAGCCCUAGUGUCCUCAUACUUUUGGUCAUGUAGUGUAUAUAUUUUUCAGCAAGAAAAUGUCUCUGCCUUGUAUAAAUGCUAUAUAAACAAACAAUGUAGCUAGCAUAAAUUGGGACUUAGGCCUACUAAAUCUACCUUUUAAAUGUGUGGCCAACUGUUCGUAUAGAGCCACAAUAUACAAACGUUUUCAUCAGCCAAGCCUUAACAAAUUUGAUUGAAACUUAUCAACUAAUUAUGAUCUUCAAUAUAGACUGGGGACUCCAUAAUGUAAGAGCAAGUUGUCUACUAGAUGGCUAUUUUUCCUCACUCUGGUGUAUAUUUUUCUAAAAUGAAUUAUAGUUAACUUACAUCUCAAAGCCAUGCAAGAAACCUUGACCUGGUGCACACAUUUCUCUUUCCUUAGUUUGAUUGAAGGCUUCAAUCUGUCUUGAUUUGCUUCUAGAAAGAAAGAGAGAAGGAACAACACAUGAACAAGAUGAGCUAGCUACUAGUUUAAAACAAUGAAAGAUCUAAUUGUUACAAAGAAGGAAUGUAUACCGGUAGGCUACAUUUAUGAUAAUACAUGCGUUUGCUUACCUUAUCAAGUUUGAAGUCAAUACACUCAUUUUCACUGAGUGGCGCAGUGGUCUAAGGCACUGCAUCGCAGUGCUAACUGUGCCACUAGAGAUCCUGGUUCGAAUCCAGGCUCUGUCGCCACCGGCCGCGACCGGGAGACUCAUGGGCGGCGCACAAUUGGCCCAGCGUCGUCCAGGGUUGGGGAGGGAAUGGCCGGCAGGGAUGUAGCUCAGUUGAUAGAGCAUGGCAUUUGCAACGCCAGGGUUGUGGGUUCGUUUCCCACGGGGGGCCAGUAUAAAAAAAAAUAUGUAUUCACUAACUGUAAGUCACUCUGGAUAAGAGCGUCUGCUAAAUUACUAAAAUGUAAUGUAAUGUAAAUGAUGCAUCCUCUUCCAACACCACGGUUAGGGGAAGGGUAUCCAUCUGCAAAAGUGAAGUUUCGCUUUGUCAAAUCAGCUAAUAUUGUUGCUACCUUAGCUGUUGUGCUAGCUAACAUGUUACUGAACUGUGACACUAGCAUAUUGAAAUGCAUAUUGUUAUUAAAAGACAGCAACGUAUUCACCUAAACAUUUUUAGGCAAAUCAUUAGUUCGAUAGCUAGCUAUCAUAUUAAUUGUGCAAAAAUAUGAUAGCUAAUGUUAGCUAGCUAAGCGCUAGCCAGUCAGUGGCACUGACAGAUUGAAACUGAUAACAAAAUGUGUUUCACUCUAUCCCAUAAAGCAUAACAUUGCUAACUAGGCAUCAAUUAGCAAACAUAAUUUUUAAGUAUAUUAGGAAGUUUAAUUAAGUUAGACACUCACCGGACAACUUCGUUAAGUAGCUAGAUAGCUUAGUUUCCAUUUUCCAACAGAUUUUUCUUCUCCCACUGACUGGUCAUCAACGGUUACUGGUCUUGGAACUCGCGUCUACCAUAAAUGGCUUCUGGUAAACUGUUUGCCACUAGUGGCAAUAAAUAUUGUUGCCAAAGGUUUGCCGCAGAUUCACCAGUGGCAAACAUUUUCAAACUUCUGGCAACAUUUUGUGGCACACUAUUUAGUUUGCAGCAAAUUUGCCUCAAACUUGCAGGAAAUUCAUUUUUGUCAGGGCAGUGUAAACAUUAAACAUAUUUUGUAGAUAAGUACUACAUAACUAUGUGGAACCAUGUCUACCUUCCUAUUUAACCACCAUGUAAAUACAUAGUCCUGUGUCCUAAGGCAAAGUGUAAUACAUGUUGUGGUAUGUUUUUUUUAAAUGUGGAAAUGCCUUGUAAUAGUGAAAAAAAUAAAAUAAUAAUAAUAAUAAUAAUAUGCCAUUUAGCAGACAUUACAAACUGCCUAUGCACAUCCCAAAUAUCCAGUAAUCAUCCAGUUCUUCAAUUCUAUUGUUUUCCUCCUUCUAUCCAGAUGUACAACGAGAUCAUCAAAGCGCUGGAUGAAGCUGGCAAAGAUGACUCUGUCAUUACUGUAAUCACAGGUAGAGCCAACCAACCUAUUCCUCCCAUUGAAAUAAUGAAUGCAUUAAAGAGAGUAUCGGUGAUAUGAAUAUGUGACCGACCGGCUCGAUUCGGUCUUAUACAGCAAUAUUUAAAAUGGUGUUAUUUGUAUUUAUUUUUUCAACAUUGGAUAGAAGUAGAGACUCAGAGGUAGAAAAUUGUAUAUCAUACACUACAGUUGAGGAACAACGGGAAAGUAAUUCUGCUUUGAAAGUUGAUAAACUUGUAACCUCACUUUUGAGAAAAUGGCCCUUGAAUGUGUUGGUACUUACUGGAGCGCUCUUCUUUGUCUACACCCAUUCAGCAUCAUUCACACCCUUUUAAGCUUUAGCCCCACCCGUCUCGUUUAAGGAUUCACAUGUGAGGCUAUGUGCUCUGGGCGUUCGUAAAUUCAGAGUGUUUCACUCUCGGAGCGUUCAGAGCGCCCACUGGACGCUCUGGACGAAAAGUAGGGUUGAUCAGAGCGUUCUGACCUAACAAAAUUUAGUUAGCUUGCUAGCUACUUCUAGACAUGAAUGAGAGAACACCUCACUCUGACCAUUUUACUUGCCCUAGCAGAGCUGGUUAGGCUGUGUUCAUGUUAUCCAGAGCGUUGGUGACUAACUGUGCUGCUGGCAACAAUUUAAUUACGCUUUUUUGCCGACAUUUACUGACACCGGCCAUAUUCAACGGGUGUUGAACGUUUGUAAAUUCAUCAGUUAUUCUGCUCUCUGGCACACUCAGACGAGUGCUCUGAAAUCGGACUAGAUUGCCAGAGCGAAUAUACUAGCUACGUCUAACGACAGUUGUCGCAGUGACAUCAUAAACAUUCUAUUGAAAUAGUUACUUGCAUAAUGGAGUCUUUUGUUUAGACAUGUUAUGUAGCUAGCCAUCUAAACAAUGAACCGUAAUCCCAACUCAUGAUGUUACUACCCUGCAUGAAUCUGCAGGUAACUAUCCAAACAGGUUCAAUGUUAGCUAGCUAACAUUAGGCUAUAGCUAGCAAUGCAAAUGGCUCUGAGAUAUGAAUACUAUUACUACACAGAUCAUACACGUAACGUUAGCUAGCUAGCCAGCCAGCUAACGUUAGCUAGCUAGCUAACCGUAAACUUUAACAUGAAAUGAAACGACUUUCUAACAAAAUUAGAAACUUGUAAUAUCUGAAAAUGUAGCUAGCUAGACUAUCUUACCCAUAUACAUGGAUGGAAGCUUCUCCCUCUCUGUCACAGAUGCCAUGGUUGCCCUUAGUUUGAAGAUGUAAUCCGGAGACGGGUGUUUUAUACAACAGCCUUCUGUGUGUUCUCUUUUCGACUCCAUCUGCAUAUUUGCAAUCAAACGCCAGAAUUUUCUCCAUCUCCUUAGCUAUCAUACUCUAAUUCCACUGAUUUCAAAACUCGGCCCUCCAGAAAGUCGAGAGCAACACUUAUGCAGUUCUACUACAGUGAGGGGAAAAAAGUAUUUGAUCCCCUGCUGAUUUUGUACGUUUGCCCACUGACAAAGAAAUGAUCUGUCUAUAAUUUUAAUGGUAGGUUUAUUCGAACAGUGAGAGACAGAAUAACAACAACAAAAUCCAGAAAAACCCAUGUCAAAAAAUUUUGAAAUUGAUUUGCAUUCUAAUGAGGGAAAUAAGUAUUUGACCCCCUCUCAAUCAGAAAGAUUUCUGGCUCCCAGGUGUCUUUUAUACAGGUAACGAGCUGAGAUUAGGAGCACACUCUUAAAGGGAGUGCUCCUAAUCUCAGUUUGUUACCUGUAUAAAAGACACCUGUCCACAGAAGCAAUCAAUCAAUCAGAUUCCAAACUCUCCACCAUGGCCAAGACCAAAGAGCUCUCCAAGAAUGUCAGGGACAAGAUUGUAGACCUACACAAGGCUGGAAUGGUGAGGAAUCAGCCCAGAACUACACGGGAGGAUCUUGUCAAUGAUCUCAAGGCAGCUGGGACCAUAGUCACCAAGAAAACUAUUGGUAACACACUACGCCGUGAAGGACUGAAAUCCUGCAGCGCCCGCAAGGUCCCCCUGCUCAAGAAAGCACAUAUACACGCCCGUCUGAAGUUUUCCAAUGAACAUCUGAAUGAUUCAGAGGAGAACUGGGUGAAAGUGUUGUGGUCAGUUGAGACCAAAAUGGAGCUCUUUGGCAACAACUCAACUCGCCGUGUUUGGAGGUGGAGGAAUGCUGCCUAUGACCCCAAGAACACCAUCCCCACCGUCAAACAUGGAGGUGGAAACGUUAUGCUUUGGGGGUGUUUUUCUGCUAAGGGGACAGGACAACUUCACCGCAUCAACGGGACGAUGGACGGGGCCAUAUACCAUCAAAUCUUGGGUGAGAACCUCCUUCCCUCAGCCAGGGCAUUGAAAAUGGGUUGUGGAUGGGUAUUCCAGCAUGACAAUGACCCAAAACACACGGCCAAGGCAACAAAGGAGUGGCUCAAGAAGAAGCACAUUAAGGUCCUGGAGUGGCCUAGCCAGUCUCCAGACCUUAAUCCCAUAGAAAAUCUGUGGAGGGAGCUGAAGGUUCGAGUUGCCAAACGUCAUCCUCGAAACCUUAAUGACUUGGAGAAGAGCUGCAAAGAGGAGUGGGACAAAAUCCCUCCUGAGAUGUGUGCAAACCUGGUGGCCAACUACAAGAAACGUCUGACCUCUGUGAUUGCCAACAAGGGUUUUGUCACCAAGUACUAAGUCAUGUUUUGCAGAGGGGUCAAAUACUUAUUUCCCUCAUUAAAAUGCAAAUCAUUUAUAACAUUUUUGACAUGGGUUUUUCUGGAUUUUUUUGUUGUUAUUCUGUCUCUCACUAUUCAAAUAAACCUACCAUUAAAAUGAUAGACUGAUCAUGUCUUUGUCAGUGGGCAAACGUACAAAAUCAGCAGGGGAUCAAAUACUUUUUUCCCUCACUGUAUGUGAUAUCUUUCAAAAAAGGCGCGUUAGAAAGGAUUGCCUACACAUAUUGACCAGCUUAUAUUAUAGACAGAAGCAUGCUACAUGGCAUACCAAUCCGAACUAAUCUCUCGGCAUGUCCAACCCACUCAUUAUCUCAGCCAAUCAUGGCUAGCGGGAAGGUUGCUGUCUUUUUCCAUGGCUAAACCAACUAGGCUCGUAAUUUAACCAUUUUAUUCAUGCUUACAGAUGGCACACAAGUUUGUUAUUAAGGCACAUGACAGUUCACAUGUUCCAGAAGGCAUUUCUGCAAAAAAUGCAUUUAGAUUUUUAAAAAGAAGUUUACGUUUAAAUGGUCACAUACAGUGCCUUCGGAAAGUAUUCUGACUCCUUGACUUUUUCCACAUUUUGGUACGUUAUAGACUUAUUCUAAAAUGGAUUUAAAAAUGUUUUAUAAUCUUCAGCAAUAUACACACAAUACCCCAUAAUGAAAAAGCGAAAACAGGUUUUUACAGAUCUUUGCUAAUUUAUUUAAAAUAAGCAACAGAAAUACCUUAUUUACAUAAGUAUUCAGACCCUUUGCUAUGAGAUUCGAAAUUGAGCUCAGGUGCAUCCUGUUUCCAUUGAUCAUCCUUGAGAUGUUUCUACAACUUGAUUGAAGUCCACCUGUGUUAAAUUAAAUUCAUUGGACAUGAUUUGGAAAGGCACGCACCUGUCUAUAUAAGGUCCCACAGUUGACAGUGCAUGUCUGAGCAAAAACCAAGCCAUGAGGUCGAAGGAAUUGUCCGUAGAGCUCCGAGACAGGAUUGUGUCACGGCACAGAUCUGGGGAAGGGUACCAAAAAAUUUCUGCAGCAUUGAUGGUCCACAAGAACACAGUAGCCUCUGACCAACCUGAGCAAUUGGGGGAGAAGGGCCUUGGUCAGGGAGGUGACCAAGAACCCAAUGGUCACUCUGACAGAGCUCUAGAGUUCCUCUGUGGAGAUGGAAGAACUUUCCAAAAGGACAACCAUCUCUGCAGCACUCCACCAAUCAGGCCUUUCUAGUAGAGUGGCCAGAUGGAAGCCACUCCUCAGUGAAAGGCACGACAGCCCCCUUGGAGUUUGCCAAAAGGCACCUGAAUGACUCUUAGACAAUGAGAAACAAGAUUCUCUUUGUCCGGAAUGCCAAGCGUCACGUCUGGAGGAAACCUGCCACCAUCCCUACGGUGAAGCAUAGUGGUGGCAGCAUCAUACUGUGGGGAUGUUUUUCAGCGGCAGUGACUGGGAGACUAGGCAGGAUCGAGGCAAUGAUGAAAAGAGCAAAGUACAGAGAGAUCUUUAAUGAAAACCUGCUCCAGAGCGCUCAGGACCUCAGACUGGGGCGAAGAUUCACCUUCCAACAGGACAACAACCAUAAACACAAAGCCAAGACAAUGCAAGAGUGGCUUCGGGACAAGUCUCCGAUUUGAACACGAUCGAACAUCUCUGGAGAGACCUGAAAAUAGCUGUGAAGCAACGCUCCCAAUCCAACCUGACCGAGCUUGAGAGGAUCUGCAGAGACGAAUGGGAGAAACUACCAAAAUACAAGUGUGCCAAGCUUGUAGCUUCAUACCCAAGAAGACUUGAGGCUGUAAUCGCUGCCAUAGGUGCUUCAACAAAGUACUGAGUAAAGGGUCUGAAUACUUAUGUAAAUGUGAUAUUCAGUUUGGCUGGGCGGCCAGCUCUAGGAAGAGUCUUGGUGGUUCCAAACUUCUUCCAUUUAAGAAUGAUGGAGGCCACUGUGUUCUUGGGGACCUUCAAUGCUGCAGAAUUUUUGGUACCAUUCCCCAGACCUGUGCCUCUACACAAUCCUGUCUCGGUGCUCUACAGACAAUUCCUUUAACCUCAUGUCUUGGAUUUUGCUCUGAUGUGCACUGUCAACUGUGGGACCUUAUAUAGACAGGUGUGUGCCUUUCCAAAUCAUGUCCAAUCAAUUGAAUUUACCACAGGUGGACUUCAAUCAAGUUGUAGAAACAUCUCAAGGAUGAUCAAUGGAAACAGGAUGCACCUGAGCUCAAUUUCGAGUCUCAUAGCAAAGGGUCUGAAUACUUAUGUAAAUAAGGUGUCUUGUUUUUUAUUUGUAAUAUAUUAGCAAACAUUUCUACAAACCUGUUUUUGCUUUGUUAUUAUGGGGUAUUCUGUGUAGGUUGAUGAGGGAAAAAUAACAAUUUAAUACAUUUUAGAAUAAGUCUGUAACUUAACAAAAUGUGUAAAAAGUCAAGGGGUCUGAAUACUGUAUGCACUGCUGGGCCACAAAUUAACACUAGGACUAAAGAAAAGCCAGAACACAGGAUAUUACACACAGUUUAUUAUGGUGCAUGAAAAGAAGCAUGUGGGAGCAACAUACUGUGUGUGGGCUUUUCUUUCUUUAGUCCACAGGUGUCAAACUCAUUCCACGGAGGGCCAUGUGUCUGCGGGUUUUCUCUCCUACCUUGUACUUGACUUAUGAAUUAAGGUCACUGAUUAGGAAGUAACUCUCCUCACAUGGUUGUCUAGGUCUUAACUGAAAGGAGAAAAAAAAACACAAAAAAAACAGCAGAUGCUAGGCCCUCCAUGGAAUGAGUUUGACACCCCACCCCAGCUUUAGACCUUUAAAUGGGGCAAUCUGUGAUUGCUACAUACAUUUUUGGACUUUUAAAUUAAUUAAAUAUAGCCAUUGAGUCUUGAAAAAUAUAACUUAGAAAUGCCUCAUGAGCUUAGUUCAACUAAUAAGUUGUAAACAAUGUAAUUGUAAACAAACACUAUAUAGCCUUAAAACAUGGUUAAAUGUUGGAAAUUGAUAUCAUGGAUGGACAGUCUUUGCAUUCAUAGCUGGAUUUUUACCGAAACGGUGGCCUGGUGACCAACUUUAUUGUUUGAAUUGCCCCUUUAAGGCUUUACAGUGAUGCAGUGACUUGCAAGUCAAAUCGUAUUGCCCUGUUCCAGUCUUCUUAACUGCUUCAUGUGGCAGUUCUUGUUCACCCCCUCAAGGUAGUGGAGACUUCUACUGCAGUGGCAACGACCUGACAAACUUCACCAAAAUCCCUGAGGGCGGGAUGCAGCAGAUGGCAAAAGAUGCAGGCGAGUUGCUGAGGUAAGUACUUACCCAAAAGGAGCAGGCGAGAGUUUACUUUGAGAUAAGCAUUUUCAUAGUGUGUGUGUGUGUGUGUGUGUGUGUGUGUGUGUGUGUGUGUGUGUGUGUGUGUGUGUGUGUGUGUUGUGUGUGUGUGUGUGUGUGUGUGUGUGUGUGUGUGUGUGUGUGUGUGUGUGUGUGUGUGUGUGUGUGUGUGUGUGUGUGUGUGUGUGUGUGUGUGUGUGUGUGUGUGUGUGUGUGUGUGUGUGUGUGUGUGUGUGUGUGUGUGUGCAGGGAGUUUGUCAAAGCGUUCAUCGACUUCCCCAAGCCCCUGAUUGCGGUGAUCAACGGUCCGGCUGUGGGCGUGUCCGUCACGCUAUUGGGCCUGUUUGAGGUGGUCUACGCCACAGAGAGGGUAAGGUGCUUUGUCAUGUCCACUCAGUGUUGGCUUAGAACACAUUUAUAUCGUCUCUCUAUAUAUAUGUCUGUUAGUUGAUAAUACAAGAUUAGCGUUGGAUUAUAUUAGGGGUAUCCAACUCCAGUCCUGGAAAGAUACUGGGUGUCCAUGCCUUUGAUCCUGUCCACCAGCACUAACAACUAGACUAUGAUUAGUUGAUUUUCUUAAACUUCUGUUGAUACUGGGCUGGAUGAAAAGCUCUCCAGGAUCUUCAUUGGGGACCCCUGUUUUAUAUGCAUACCUCAGUGGAGGUCAAAUAAGCAACGGUGUUGUGACCACCAGUGCACCACCCAUACCACUAGGUCCACAUUGGCAUUCUCCACUUCCAUUUUUCACUAUACUCUGCAGUAAGCGGUUGGGGGUGUUCCUGCCUAAUGUGCUUCCCCCCCCCCCCCCCCCCCCCUCCUGACAGGCUACAUUCCACACCCCCUUCAGCCAGCUGGGACAGAGCCCAGAGGGCUGCUCCUCCUACACCUUCCCCAAAAUGAUGGGUAAUGCAAAGGUAUGGAUACUCCCCCUUGUUCCUUUGCUGCAACUAAUGCAUUUCAUAGAAGGAUUUCCCCAGGCAGCUCUCUACUCAGUUUUCCUAUUUCCAACAUCAAUGCAUGAUUGACGAGAAAGGCAAAGUUACACAUAUGGAUCAAAUAUUUUUAAAUGUAUUUAUUUUACUUCUGUUCUUUAUUAGUAUGUAUUUGACUUGCAGUUUGAAUUGAAUGAAAUUACACUAAUGGACAACAUUGCCAUGGUCUGUGACUAGGCCAGUGAGAUGCUGCUGUUCAACAAGAAACUGACGGCCGCCCAGGCGUGUGCCCAGGGCCUGGUUACCGAGGUCUUCCCCGACAGCAGCUUCCAAACCGAGGUGGCCACCAGACUGAAGGCCUAUGCCAAGCUUCCCAGAAACGUGAGUCAAAGCCCCAGCAAACAUUGAACGUCAGACAUCGUUUGAAAUGUUUGUGUGUUUUGUGUAAUAAAAAAAAUAUAUAUAUUUAACCAGGUAAGCCAGUUGAGAACAAGUUCUCAUUUACAACUGCGACCUGGCCAAGAUAAAGCAAAGCAGUGCGAUUAAAAACAACAACACAGAGUUACAUAUGGGGUAAAAAAACAUAAAGUAAAAAAAUACAACAGAAAAUAUAUAUACAGUGUGUGCAAAUGUAGCAAGUUAUGGAGGUAAGGCUAUAGUGCAAAAUAAUUACAAUUAGUAUUAACACUGGAAUGCUAGAUGUGCAAAUAGAGAUACUGGGGUGCAAAAGAGCAAAAUAAAUAACAAUAUAGGGAUGAGGUAGUUGGGUGGGCUAAUUUCAGAUGUGCUGUGUAUUUUACAUAACUUCCUUUUUGAACGUUCCAGGAAUUUUGCAUUCUAUAUUAUGUUAUUGGCUGUGGCUGUAAUGUUGUGUAUUCAGAAAUAUUUUAACAUUCCUGGAACGUAUCAAUAUUGAUGAAAGUUUGUUGUAUGUUACAUAACUUCCUUUUUGAACGUUCCAGGAAUUUUGCAUUCUAUAUUAUGUUAUUGGCUGUGGCUGCGCUUCCCUGGACGGACUCCUUUUCCUAUUUCUAAGUGACCAGAGCCACAUUCUGCACAUUGAAUUUCAUUCACAAAUUCAUAAAAAUGUUCAAGGGUCCCAGCUGAUUAGAUGAACAGCACAGUUUGCAGUGAUUUGAAUGACUAUUCCAAAAUGUUAGUGAAGUGCCAGUAAUAUAGGAUAUGGCAGUAUAUCAAGGCCACAAUAUUAUAUAAUCACAAACAUAAGAAGGGAAAAUGUUACAGGAAAGCGUCACUAUUUCUAUAUAGUCUGGUGGCAAGGCUACAGGAUGUGCACAUUUGGUAGGGAGUUAGACAACUAGGAAAUGAAAUUAUAGUUGUAAUAUGGUUAACACAGAUUGUUUUGCUUCAGAACAGUAGAAAAGAUGAGCCUAUAAUUGUUUGUCAUGUUAUGAAGGCUAAGUUAGAUUUCAGCUCAUAUUCAGCCAUUUCAGCUCAUAUCCAGCCAUUUCAGCUCAUAUUCAGCCAUUUCAGCUCAUAUUCAGCCAUUGAUUCCGCUGUGACAUUGCGGUCGUUUGGGCAGUACCAUUCACUUACUAUUGGGCAAGGCAUAACCAAUACACAAUUUAAAUGCAUCCACAGUUUAUAAAGUAGCCGGCUUGAUGCCUUUAUUGCAUGCACGGGAUAUGGGACCAAAUACCAACCUACUUAUGGUUUCCUAAAAAAGGUGGACUAGAUACAUAAUGUGCUUUUAUUUCUAAUUGAAUUAACUGCUAUGCAUGAAAAUACCAUUAAAAAAGGACUUCAGACAUCAAUUGAUCAUACAUCCAAAUUGCUGGAGUACAGGGCACUGUAUUUGAAAACACAAAACAAGUUUAUUUUAUUUUAUGUCAGUCAAAUAUAUAAGUAUGAUGAAACUAAAGACACAUUUCCACAUUUUGUGGACAGUGCAGUUUUGUACCUCUACUUUCAUCCUAUUGCUGUUUCCUGUCUGUCUAGUCCCUAGCCCUGUCCAAGCAGCUGAUCCGUGGGACAGAGAAGGAACGGCUCCACUCUAUCAACGACAAGGAGGUGGAGCGCCUGGUGGAGCGCUGGCUCUCAGACGAGUGCAUGCAGGCCAUCAUGAGCUUCUUCCAGGCUAAGGCUAAGCUGUGAGGAAGAGAUCCACCCCUCCUCCUCCAGAGACCCACAGACAGAGCCCACGGAGCAGAGUGCCUAGCCUGAGUCGUGUUCAUUAGGUACCAAGCGGAAUAGAAAAAAAAAUGAACAGGGAGGGACUACCACUACCUGGUGUUAAAAGAAACGCUAAUCUGUUUUUAUUGCAAAACAUUUACAAAUGUAUUCCAUUGCGUGCCCUAAUGAGCAUGACCCACAUUUUACCAGCCUUGAGCAGAUGCCUUAUUUUCUACAGUUUUAUCAGAUGGUUUUGUAAAUUAAUUAUAUUAAUAGUAACACACAAACCCAUUCUGUAUAUUUUUAACCGUUGAUCUGGUUUGUUUUGCAUUUAACAUAUCUGGGCAUUCCCUGUUUUGAAACACCAGUGAAGGAAUGUAACUUACAUGGACUAAAGCUACCAAGGGGUGUGUAUAGUAAAUUGAAGGUGGGUAGUGCCUUAGUCCAAAAUGCCUUAGGACUGAACAAAUGCUUUGGAAUACCUUCCAAGAGGAAGUGUCUUGUACUGUCCCGUGGUAUUCUAUAUGUACUAAAGGAUUUGUGGAGAUGAUGACAUUGUUUCACACAUCCAACUAUAUCUGUUUUGAUUGCAGUAAUACAUUUAUUUUAGAUCAAAAUGUUUUUCAAUGUCUUUUUGUGACGAAGGGACAAUGAUUUGAGGAAGGGAAAAGGAUAGUGAUGGGUUGUAUGAUGUCUGCCCUUUCACUUAGCAUCCUACAGAGGGCGUACUGCACCAAAAAAAAGAUAUAUAUAUUCAACAGCUCUUCAGCCUUCAUGCCAGAAAUGUGAGUUUGUCCUUUUUCAUUUGGAAGAUGAACUAUGGAAGUUUAUUUGCUAAUUGUAUACAUAUAUUUGGUUUGAAUGUUUAUACCUAAAUGAUAUAAUAUGAAUCAAUGUAUCUAAUGAAACCUGUAUGCAUUUUCUCAUGGGUAAGGGGAGGUGUGCCUUAUCUGUCCAAUGAGCUAAAUUCGGGACAGACAAUAUUUCUGUCCAUUUGGAGUGACCCCUUUUGGCCCAAGAGCACCCCAGAGGCGCAUUCCAAUACUUAAUUUAUUGACACCCUCCCCACUAGAUGGCAUAGGUUCUCUAUCCAUUGCAUUUGGUUUGACAGGCCAAUGCAGUGUACCUCAAGGCAUGAGAGAUUAGUACAUUUGUCUCUUGCAUGAUGUAUCAGACUAACACAACUGAGAGGGAAAAUAUAUCACAUCGUCCACACUGGGCUGUCCCUUACCUCUACAGCGGCCCUGCUUUGCGUGUCACACCUGGUUUGCUUAACCUUUCCCUGACCGAUAGCAGGUACAUAACAACCUGCUUUUGCCAAGCAAAACACUUGUAGCGAUAAAGCGCUCCCAAAGGUUAUAUUUACUAUCUAUGGGCUGCAGAGUCAAAUGGUUGUGAACGGAAUGGAUAUGGAACGUAGUAAAUUGGGUACAACACUAGUGUAACAAAACAUACAGUUUGAAUUAUGAUAGACUAAACUUGGGUAUUUAGAAUAAUGGAAAUUCAAACAAAUGAUGGCUGUAAGGUUGUACCACCCUUUCAAUAAAUCAUACCUUUCGUGAAAUCAGUCGCUUUGAAUGUAGCCAAGCCUGGUCAAAUAAAUAAGUGGUAAUAAAGAUAAUGGUGUUGGC
Coregonus sp. 'balchen' is the source of this 21772-nucleotide messenger RNA. The record is from the annotation of a GenBank genome assembly. NCBI's taxonomy places the organism in Eukaryota, Metazoa, Chordata, Actinopteri, Salmoniformes, Salmonidae.